Messenger RNA from Coccidioides immitis RS, 2441 nucleotides. RefSeq names its product CK1/CK1/CK1-G protein kinase. The record is from RefSeq and is a predicted model, not a curated record. NCBI's taxonomy places the organism in Eukaryota, Fungi, Ascomycota, Eurotiomycetes, Onygenales, Onygenaceae. Bases 96 to 1397 code for a protein of 433 amino acids. Gene Ontology annotation, biological process: peptidyl-serine phosphorylation; signal transduction; endocytosis. Gene Ontology annotation, molecular function: ATP binding; protein serine/threonine kinase activity. Gene Ontology annotation, cellular component: cytoplasm; nucleus. The transcript is spliced from 7 exons.
GUGCUCGCCUCGUUCCAUCCAUCACACCUCGUAUUACUACUCUAUCCCAAUCAUUGUAAAACAACAGUGUUUUGCUAGUACGAUAGGCGACAGAGAUGACAUCUUCGUCCUCGAACGUUGUUGGGGUUCACUACCGGGUGGGAAAGAAAAUCGGUGAAGGCUCCUUCGGUGUUAUCUUUGAAGGAACAAACCUUUUGAACAAUCAGCAGGUUGCAAUCAAAUUCGAACCGCGGAAGAGUGAUGCUCCUCAACUCCGAGAUGAAUAUCGCACCUACAAGAUCCUCGUUGGAUGCCCUGGCAUACCUAAUGUCUACUAUUUUGGGCAGGAGGGUCUCCACAACAUUCUCGUUAUUGAUCUCUUAGGUCCAAGUCUAGAAGAUCUUUUCGAUCAUUGCAACCGAAGGUUCACUAUAAAAACAGUUGUAAUGGUUGCAAAACAAAUGUUAUCGAGGGUCCAAACAAUCCACGAGAAAAAUCUUAUUUACAGAGACAUUAAACCGGACAACUUCCUAAUUGGGAGACCUGGCUCCAAGGCAGCCAAUGUGAUCCAUGUCGUCGACUUUGGAAUGGCAAAACAGUACAGGGACCCAAAAACAAAGCAGCAUAUUCCCUACCGAGAACGCAAAUCUCUAUCGGGAACUGCACGUUACAUGAGUAUCAACACGCAUCUUGGUAGGGAACAGUCACGCCGAGAUGACCUUGAAGCCCUAGGCCAUGUGUUCAUGUACUUCCUUAGAGGUGGUUUGCCAUGGCAAGGCUUGAAAGCUGCCACUAAUAAGCAAAAGUACGAAAAAAUUGGCGAAAAGAAACAGACAACUGCCGUCAAGGAUCUCUGUGAUGGAUAUCCAGACGAGUUCAACAAGUACCUUACCUAUGUUCGAAACCUCGGUUUCGAAGAUACUCCUGAUUACGAUUAUUUGCGCGAUCUUUUCACUCAAGCAUUGAAGAAUACAGGGGAAGUGGAAGAUGGGGAGUAUGACUGGAUGAAGCUGAACGGAGGUCGAGGUUGGGAAGCCUCUAAGUCUUACCCUGCCCAACACCACUUGCACACCGGCAAUGCAAUGCCGAAUUCAUCUGCUCGGGAAAUUCAUGGUGCUUCAGCGCCCCCGCCCCCAUCUCCUGCGAAACCAGGAGCUGGGAAACCAGCGCGAGAGCGGCCAAACGCAUCCGGCGGGCCGCAAGUCAAGCGUCAAAACGGAGCGGCGGGGGGACUCGAUGCAACUGCAGCAGCUUCAACGCAGGCUCAGUUUCAGAAUUCAAAUGCACAUCUCCCGGGCCGGAUCAGCAACCCGGUCAAUAGCACAAUGAACAAUCCCCAGGCUCAACCAGCGCGGAGAACCCCUGAACCUGAGCCUACCUUUGUGCAGAAAGUGAUGAAAGCAUUGUGUUGUGGUUGAAUUUCCAGCCCAUCUAACAAAAUAAUCCUGAUUUGACAACAUGUUACUGUGGGAGUUGAUCGAAAGGCUCCUUAUCCCAUACAUCUAUGGAGCCUUUUCUCUUUCGCUUGUUUCUUUUUUUUCUUUUUCGCGGGAACACGUUUUAACGACACGGCCGACGACGGAUUCAAAAUCUCAGUUCACCCUUUUAAUUUAUGGAGCGCUUUUCUUUCUCGUAUUACUUAUAUUAAUAUCUCGACCUCCGUUACGAACAUCUUGGAGGGAUAAUACCUGAACUCUCGGCAUGAUUACCUAGAGUGUCUAUCUCGUCCCCCGUCCAUUCCAAAUCGAUUCAACCCCGGUUACUCUCCGCGCAGUUACGCGAUGCAAAUUCUUCUCAACCUCUCUCCCAGCUUUUCAUGUUUUGCCUUUGGCGUAAAACUUGAAUAUCUUCAGCCUGUCUUUGUCUGAGCGUCUCUCAGUUUUCGGAAUAGACUAUCGCCCAAGAUUCCGACCAGAAAAAUGAGCCAUGCGGCCCUGUACCUUGCAUAUUCCGUUAUUUCGGCUAUAUACACAUAUUCGCAUGAGUUGCUGGAAAGUGCAGAGCCAUUUUUAGCUGGUGGACAAGGCGAUGGUUCCAUUUUACCGGCGAAUUCUAUCCCUCGUGUGCCAUUCUCUCAAAGGUCGGGUUGAGAAGUCGAGACGAUAUCAUAUGGGAGGGUGAUAGUAAUGAACUGAUUUACCAAGAGUCCAAUGUCAUGCAUCGUUCACUUUGUGUUUCCAUACCCGCGCCUGACUCUAGCAGUUUUUUCUUUUUGACUUUUUCCUUUUUCUUUUUUUGUUUCAUUUGUUCUAUUGGCGUCGUGCUGGGUUGCCACCGUAUAUCUGUUUUUUGUUCCUCUUUCGACUCUCCAUGUAAGUCUUUUUUGGCCUUUGAUUGAUGAAGUAUCUCCGAGUAGAAUAUUGUACGUAGAGCAGCGGACCUCAGUGAGCGAAGUACUUCUAGCAAACUUACCCGGUUAAUAUUGUCCAAUAUAUUCAAUAACAGGAGAUUCCCAGGCUUAA